Aspergillus novofumigatus IBT 16806 is the source of this 1971-nucleotide messenger RNA. RefSeq names its product SH3 domain protein. The transcript is spliced from 2 exons. Bases 1 to 1971 code for a protein of 656 amino acids. Gene Ontology annotation, molecular function: protein binding. Lineage: Eukaryota; Fungi; Ascomycota; Eurotiomycetes; Eurotiales; Aspergillaceae. The record is from RefSeq and is a predicted model, not a curated record.
AUGGUGCACGCUCAUGCGCAUCGCGAUCAUCACGCUGCCCUUCAGGAGCGAAGUCUCGAGGAAAGAGAUCCCAAGAAUGAAGCCGUGACCAUCGUCUACGUGACGGCAGCUCCCACCUUUGACGGUCCUAUCGGCGGCUAUGUAACGGGCGUAGACCCGGCAGAAACGGCGACACGGCCGAAUCAGGGUGUCGGCGUUCCCGUUGGACAUACACGGCCUACCACAACCGAGGAAGAAACAACGACGGCCGAACCGAAGCCGAAAACGACCAAAGUGACGAAGCCUACGUUCACCGAAGCGGAACCCACGACCACUGAACGUACCACCAAGGCGACCAAGGCGAUCACCACCGACAACACUGAGGACAUCACCACUCCGACCACCUUCUCCACGGCCACCUCUAGCUCGACUUCGUCGCUGACUAUCCCGGGUUUGGAUACUACCACGACCACCCAUGGAUCAUCGUCUCUGGAAAAAUCGGCCUCCCCAUCGGCCUCUCCAGUUGCUGCCGGUUCGAGCUCGGGACUUACCGGGGGUGCUAAAGCGGGUAUUGCAAUUGGUGUGAUUCUUGGACUUGGUUUGAUCGCGGGUUUCAUCUUCUUCUUCAUGCGCAAGAGGAAGCAAGGGCAACAAAUGGCAGAGGCCGAAGCAGUCAACGAGAAAUCCUAUGAAGCCGAUAAUAUGCUUCCCCCUGGACCUCCGCCAAAACCCCAACCGAUGACCCCAUCUGAACCUCCACAGCUCAAUGUCCGCCCUGUCACUCAGUUUGCACCAGAUCUGACCCCUAUGGGCGCUCUCGCUGCUGGCGGGGCUGGUGCUGCUGGUGCUGGUGCUGGUGCUGGUGCUACACUGGGAGUCGCUGCAGCUGGAUCGCGUAACUUGACCGGCAAUGCCUCGCCGCCCCAUACGCCACAGUCGAGCGUCAGUAGGACAGAUCCGUUCGGCGAUCCAGUGAAUCCCUUUGGCAAUCAAGCAGAAGCUCCUUCACCUGUUGCAGUGACAGGCCCGCCGAGUCCCUCGGCGAUCCCUCUUCCUCAAUCUCCCCUGUCACCCACUGUCCCGGCACCGAGCGAUUCGGGCGUAGAAUCUGCUCUUGGAGCUGCUGCUACCGGAGCCGCAGUGGCUGGUGGUGUUGCUGCCGCUGCCGCGGCCAAACCCUCCGACAAAGACCUACCUGGCCGCCCAGAAAGCUUAUCGUCCCAAGCAUCGUCGGUUCCCGAAGGAUCGGCUCAAAGUCCUGUAAGCGCCGUUAGCGCUGAUCCUGCAUCGAUCGCCACUGCUGCCGCGGUUGCUGUUCCAGCAUUCGGACCCGGCGGUGCUGCAAGCCCUCCUCCUCCCGGGCCAAGCAAUGUUCAUCGCGUGCAAAUGGAUUUCAAGCCUUCAAUGGAGGAUGAGUUGGAGCUGCACGCCGGUCAGCUCGUUCGACUUCUGCACGAGUAUGACGACGGCUGGGCGCUGUGCGUCAAACUUGAUCGCUCGCAGCAAGGAGUCGUUCCCCGGUCUUGUCUUUCUGCCCGCCCUGUCCAGGGCCCAUGGGACCACCACCUCAUGGCUUCUAUCCUCAUGAUCCCCGCCCACGGUCACCCUCGGCCCUCGCCCCAUGUCUCCAGCUCAACACCCUCAUGGCGGACCCCGCCCCCGCGCCCGUAUCCCCAGCACCCAAUGUCUCCUGCACAGUUUCCUCCCACUCCGCGAUCGUUCUCGCCAGGUCCAGGUGGCCGGCCGAUGCCGCCAAGAUCCAUGAGUCCUGGACCUUACGGACCCCCAGGAUUGCAGAGACCGGAGAUGCCAGCGAGCCAGCGGAAACGGAGCAACAGCGCAGGUGGGUCAGUGGGAGCUAUUCCUCGUUCAACAGGAUCACCGGGACCAAGCCCUCUGGCCGGCCCAAUGAUGCCACCGCCGUCCGGUGCACUCCCAGCAAUUCCCACUCCGCCACCGCCGCAAGCACUAGUUCGAGAUGACCACGCGUGA